AUGACUUCUGCGACCACCAACAGACCAUUAGGCGCCAUGGCGAACACAGCGCGAUCAACGAUUUUUGGCGGAGAGUUUGGAACGGUUUCCAGACAUAAUAGUGAUGAACGAAACCCUCAGCCUGCCUCCCUCACCCAACCUUUUCCUAAUGGCAGCACCUGGAACGCUUCGAAUACAAUAUGGGGAAAGAGCAAGAACACCAUCGGAAGUGGUUUGCCAAAUACAAAGAGAGAUGCUUCGCGUACUCGUGGUGGGUCUGCAAAGGACCGAGAGCCUAUUGCUAUUACUGAUGAUCAAGCAGUGGAUGAUGAUGCAGAAUUUCCGCUUCCUAGCGGAUCGAGUGCGUUGAGAAACAACUCACAAGCGGAUCCUUGGGGCUCAGGGCCUUGGAAUCCGGAUACCACUUCUCCAACAAUGCAGUCGUCUCAUAGUGGGAGCACUUCGCCUUCUCAUCACCGUAGCAGCGUUCCCAACGCUGGCCAGGUUACACUUACCGAGAUACAAAAUCAAUACCAUCAAGUUCGAGCUCCAGCGUUUUCUAGGGGACCCAACAAGAGCAGCCUCGACCCUUCAUCUGGCACUUUUACCCAGCGAAAGCCGUCCUUCCAUUACCCGGAUGACAAGGAAAAUUCUGGUCAGUACGGUCCAGGGCCGGACAACUUUGAAUAUGAUGGCAUUCCGAGAAGAGAUCAAUAUGGGCAACAGAGCUUCCUUGCUCCCAGUAACACCGCAUCACGAGACAGCAGCAUGCCACCCUCAAGGAACUCAGACUCUGGUCUUAAUGGUGUCGGACAAUAUGGGAAUGCCGUAUUUGGAUCUGGUAAUGGUGGUCAUACACCAGCAGGCUCAUUACACUCGCAACGUCCUUCAUUCUCUGGCGCAUCCCAAUCAUAUCAAUCCCAGGUCAAUCCAUCCAGGUUUUCCAACUCUAAUGCUCAGAGUGAGGCGGGCUUGAGUGAUAGGUUUGCAAACCUUGAGUUUGGGGAAAAUGAACAUAACACGAAUUUCCAGCCAGGUAUGAACGCAACUUACUCACCGAACAAUUCGAGAUUUGCCCAACAAGGUAGUAUCUCACACGACAUAACUUCUCCAGUCUGGGACUUGAACAAUGCUCCGAAGGCCAUCAGCCAUGAUCGCUACGGAUCUCAAUCAUUCUUAGACCAGGGCUAUUUCAAACCAAAUCUUGGUACCAGAGGUUCGUCUUCGCCCGCGGGGAGUGAUUAUCGUCGAGGUUUCAAUAGUCCUAAAUUUUACCCCUCAGGAACCCCGCCAGUUGAUCAAUUUAAUGGACGACCCACAUCUCGAGGAUCCCGCAUCCCCCAAGGGCCUAUUGACAUGGAACGAAGACUUCAAGGCAUGUAUUCUCAGCAACCACCAUCAUAUUAUGGAGGUCCAUUCCAGGGCCAAUAUCCACCCCAGCCAUACGAAUACCCUCCACCUAAUUUCAGACAACCCCACGCUCCUUACGGAUAUGCUAUGCCUAUGCCUCCGUACGCACCAACCCAGCCCGUACCUACUCGUCCAAAAGAUCAAGAUGUUGGCGUUGGCGUUCGCAGUGUGCUGCUCGAAGAGUUCCGCUCCAACUCUAAAUCGAACAAGAGAUAUGAGUUGAAAGAUAUCUACAAUCACGUUGUCGAGUUCAGUGGUGAUCAACAUGGAUCUCGAUUCAUUCAACAAAAGCUCGAAACCGCCAACAGCGACGAGAAGGAGCAGCUCUUCCGUGAGAUUCAACCAAAUGCUCUUCAACUGAUGACCGAUGUCUUUGGGAACUAUGUGAUACAGAAAUUGUUUGAGCAUGGAAAUCAAAUACAGAAGCGUGUACUUGCUGAGCAGAUGAAGAAUCAUGUGAUGGAGCUUUCAAUGCAGAUGUAUGGAUGCCGAGUUGUGCAAAAGGCCCUUGAGCAUGUUUUGGCUGAUCAGCAAGCUGAACUUGUUGAGGAACUUCGAUCAGAUGUCCUCAAGUGUGUAAAGGAUCAAAAUGGUAAUCAUGUCGUUCAAAAAGCGAUCGAGCGUGUUCCAACAGAACACAUCCAAUUUGUCAUCGAUGCCUUCCGAGGUCAGGUCCACGUUCUAGCCACUCACCCAUAUGGUUGUCGUGUCAUUCAACGCAUCUUGGAAUACUGCAAACCUCAUGAUCAGGCCGUCGUCCUUGAAGAGCUUCAUCAAUGCGCGUCUAUGCUUAUCACGGAUCAGUAUGGCAACUAUGUCACACAACAUGUCAUUCAGCAUGGAAAGCCAGAAGAUCGAGCCAAGAUUAUAAAGAUCAUCACCGCUCAGCUGUUGACAUUGUCCAAACACAAGUUCGCAUCCAACGUGGUGGAAAAGAGCAUCCAAUUUGGGACCAGCGAACAGAGAAAGGCUAUCGUUGCUCAAUUAACGGCCAUGCAUAGUGAUGGAUCAAGCCCGCUUCAACUCAUGAUGAAGGAUCAAUACGGCAAUUAUGUGAUUCAAAAACUGCUUGGUCAACUGAAGGGUGAAGAGCGUGACAACUUUGUCGAAGAUAUGAAACCACAACUGAUCCAACUGAAGAAGUACAAUUUUGGUAAACAGAUUGCUGCUAUCGAAAAGUUGAUCUUCACUGGUCCACCACCCUACAAUAAUAGCCCCGCCGGUCCAUCUGCGAUUCAAACAAUGCCUAUCGAAAUCACCUCAAGCGCACCAACACCAAUGUUGACGAACGGUCAAAAUAGCCCUCAAAGUAGUAGUCUCCCGAGCACGAAUGUCAGCACGAUCGACGACCCGUCUGAUAGCACAUCAUCCGGCAAAACUAUCAAUGGUAAGGAUGCCGUACUUCCUGAAGUGGUCAUCAACGCCGCAUAA
Messenger RNA from Glarea lozoyensis ATCC 20868, 2820 nucleotides. RefSeq names its product ARM repeat-containing protein. Gene Ontology annotation, cellular component: cytoplasm. Gene Ontology annotation, biological process: nuclear-transcribed mRNA catabolic process, deadenylation-dependent decay. Bases 1 to 2820 code for a protein of 939 amino acids. The transcript has 4 exons. The record is from RefSeq and is a predicted model, not a curated record. NCBI's taxonomy places the organism in Eukaryota, Fungi, Ascomycota, Leotiomycetes, Helotiales, Helotiaceae. Gene Ontology annotation, molecular function: mRNA 3'-UTR binding.